GUUUCCCAGCAGUAGCCACAGAACAUCUCAGAUCAUCUCAGAUUUCAUGUCCAUAUUUGGAAAUCACAGAAGGCUGUCAAAAGGCCCCCCUCGUGUAGUACGGUUGAUUAUCGUGAAUCUAUGGUCAUUUUGAAAACUUGAACAGACAAAAUGAAAGUUGAGAUGGCGAGUGCCCAAGUUUUACGUGAGGAGGGGAACAAGCACUUUAAGUCAGGUGAUAUAGACAGUGCUAUUUCCUGUUACACACAAGCGUUAGACCUUGGUGAGCUGAAGGAGACAGACAAAGCCAUCAUUUACAAAAACAGAGCAGCUUGUCAUCUUAAGAAAGAUAAAUUCUCUGCAGCCGUCCAAGAUGCUACAGCUUCUUUAGAAAUUGUUCCUGAUGAUCCAAAGGCAUUAUACAGACGUUGCCAGGCAUAUGAAAAGCUGGACAAAGCAGAAGAGGCGUACAAAGAUGCUGCUGCCCUGAUGAAAUCUGAUCCUAAAAAUACAGCAGUACAGCCUAUACUGAAAAGACUGAAUCCUAUAAUUCAGGAGAAGGUCAAAGAGCAAAAUAGCACAAGUUCAAAGGUCGCUCAGAUGUUUAAUUUUACUUUUGACCCAAAUUGUGAAAAAGAGAAAAGGAUUAACGCAGCUAAUAAUUUAGUGGUGUUAGCCAAAGAAGAAGCUGGGGCAAAAUUCAUCAGUGAACAGAAUGGAAUAGCUAAACUAAAACAGUUGUUAGAGGAACGGGACCCUGACAUUAUACAGGCGUCUCUCAGGACAUUAGCUUGUCUAAGCCAGGGGUCAAAAGAAAGGAGCAAACAAAUAUUAGAACAUAUAGAGUUGAAGAGAAUUGGUUUCCUUAUAGCAGAAAAAAAUAAUCGUGUGUCAACCUCAGCAACAUUUCUGUUAGAGAAACUACUGGUAGCUUUAACUGAUCUUGAGCUAUACAGAGCUAAGACGCAGCACUACAAAGAUGAAAGGAAACAAGGGAAUCCGUGUAUUUGGCCAAAAUUUGAAAUGACUGAGGAACAACAACUUCUUACAGACAAUGUAUUUACCAUGUUAAGUAAGAUGAUCGAAAAUGCCAAAGUGUCAGCGUCUGGUCGUGACAACGUGAUCGAACUCAUCAUCAAAUAUAUCACCAGGGAAACUGGACUACACUGGACAAGAAAAUUCCUAGAUACAGAAGGAUUGGAUGGUUUGUUAGCAGUAGCAUCGGCCAUUAAACAGCACGAGACCUGUACUUUACCUAUCUCAGAUUCCACCAAAAUGCAUUCCUCUGUCUGUAUGUCCAAAAUCUAUGAUGAUCUUAGAAGUGAUAAGGAGAGAGAUUUGUUUAAAGAAAAAUGUAGUAACUUCUUCAAGGAGUUGUUCAGUGAUGAAUUAUAUGAGUCUAAAGUAGAGGCCAUCAAGGCAGUAUCUACCUUAUUACAGGGCCCAUAUGAAGUUGGAAAUGUGAUAUUGAGUUUUGAAGGUGUAACUGAUAUUAUGUUACAUCUGGCAGGCAGUAAAAACCCUCUACAUCAGCAAGUAGCAGUAGAGGCUAUUGUUCAUUCUGCCUCAAAGAAGGAUAAGUGUACUGGUCUCCUGGCCAAAGCUGUACCAUUGUUACAACAGUUAAUUAAGGAAGCAGACGACCAGGUCAAAGUUCGUGCACUUGUGGGAUUAUGUAAAUUAGGCUCGGCAGGAGGGUCUGAUGCCAGUGAUAAACAGCUAGCAGAAGGUUCCACAAUGACGUUAGCCAAAGUUUGUAGAAAGUUUUUAGUAAAUCCCAGUAAAGACAUAGACAUAAGGCGAUGGGCAACAGAAGGAUUAGCAUACCUGACGUUAGACGCUGAGAUCAAGGAAGAAUUGGUUAAUGAUACAGCUGCAUUGAAAUCACUUAUAGAAGUCACUACAGCCUCAGACAAAAAUGUGUUGUACCCAGCAGCCACGGUGUUUGUCAAUGUAACCAAUAGUUACGAUGUGAAGGACGUAGAACCAGAGUUGGUGGAACUCGCCAAAUUUGCCAAACAACAUGUACCUGAAAAACAUGACUUGGAUAAGCCAGAACAUAUUAAAGCGAGAGUUCACAAAGUAGCCGAAGCUGGAGUAUGCAGUGCCUUAGUAGCUUUAUGUAACACAGAUAGUAUAGCAAGCAGGGAGUUGAUUAGCAGAGUAUAUUUAGCUAUAGCAACAGAAGAAGAUCUGAGAGGACUUAUUGUACAACAAGGAGCUGCAAAGGCUUUACUGAAGUUAGCCAUAGAGAACAAUACGGAGAAGGGACUGAUCAAAGCGUCACAUGCCUUAGCUAAACUAUCCAUCACCAUGAACCCACAAACAACUUUCCCUGGUCAAAGAAUGUAUGAACUAGUGAGACCAUUGUUAAGCAUUUUACAUUUAGAAUGUACAGCAUUGGAGAAUUUUGAAGCAUUGUUAGCACUUACAAAUCUGUCAUCAAUCAGUGAAUCUGUCAGGAAAAGGAUUCUUGCAGAGAAAGGAUUUUCAAAGAUAGAGCAUUACAUGUUUGAGGAGCAUGAGUUAUUGAAGAGAGCAUCAACAGAGUGUAUGUGUAAUCUGGUGAUGAGUGAUGAAGUUGUAAAAUUGUUUGAAGGAGAGAAUGACAGAGUUAAGUUAUUGGUAUUAUAUUGUGGCGAUGAAGAUGACCCUUUACUUGUUAGGGCUGCUGCUGGGUCCCUGGCUGUCCUGACACACAGUGAAAUAGUGUGUAAAAAAGUAUUAGAGGUCAAACCUCAUAUGGAGAUGCUGCAGUCUCUUCUUGUGAACGAGAAUGUGGAGAUCCAGCAUCGUGGAUGUUACAUCAUGUCAAACUUGAUCAACAGUAGCAAGGAAAUAGCCGAGAAAUUGUUAGAAGGACAAAUGUUAGAAAUUCUAAUGGCUAUAUCAAUUCUGAAAGAACCAGAAAGACAGCGAGGAAAAGAGCUUUGUGAACAAUGUUUGAAAAAGGCAAUAGAGUAUGGAAUUAUCAAGCCAAAUAAGUAAUUUGGAAACGAUUUUUUGUUUGACAAGUAUCAUGAUCAUGACAUACAAUUUCAUUUUCACUGGUUUGAUAAAAUUUCUGUUUCAAUAAUACCUAACUCUGUUGUUUACAGUUGAGGGCUGUUCAAGAAUAAAAUGCAUGGGGGCAUGGGAGUGCUUUUAUUUCGGAUCCCAUCCACCCAAAAUAUAAAAUUUUCACAUUUUUAACAAUGUUUGACAAAAUAUCAUACAUAUCAUUUGACAUUUUUAUCAGGGUCAACAUAAUACAUGUUCUAUAUUGUUAUAGGCUGUGAGCUGAGGGAAACUAAAUUGUAGAGAACUUCAUAUAUUUCUUAUUUUAAUUUUAAUAUUCUUUAUAUGGUUUCUUUUACCUAUUAAAGGGAGACAAAUUUAAAGUCAGUUAAAUUUUUAACAUCAUUAGAAUUUAAUGUUAAAUUUAGGUGUAAUUCUUUUGAUUAUUUCAUAGAAAACUCCAUUUAUAAUUAUCUUAAUAUAUUUAGUGUUUAAUUACUUUAAGCAUUUAAUCAAAGUGUUAUUUCUCAAAAAAUAUCUUAACUGGUCAGUUCCAGUUCCAACUUAUGAUGACUUUUUUAGUUUUCAUUGUUAGCUACAUUUUUGUAUUGAUUAUCAUCUCAGAUUCUCUCAUUUUAUAAUUCACCCAUUUCAUAUUAAAACCUGUUUAAAACAGGCGGAUAUAUUUGGUGCUUAAUUUUUGUUUUAUACAGUAUACACAGGGUGAGAGUGCAAUUAGAAAGAAAUUACUCUGAAUAAUUAUGAUGGACAAAUCAAAUGCUGGAGUAAAGUCAUGUGAUGUACAUGCCUACCAAAUAUUCAUAGAUACUGAAAAAUAUGAAAAGAUCAUUGUGAAAAAUAAACUGAUCAAAGUAUACUUGUAUUAACCUAACACUUUUAUACUGUAUUGUUUUAUGUGUGUAUUAAAUAGUUAAUUAGUUUAUAUAGGGUGGAUAAUGUUAUUUAUUUGUUUGUUUACAUGUUUGAAUGAUCUGAAAAAUAAUGAUUUUUACUGGACUAUAAUUGUCAAAAUAAAGUUUUAUUAUUGCUACAGUAUUUAUUAGUUUUUAGUUUCGUCAAUUACUGUAAAUUCAGAAAUUAUUGCCUGCAUUUAUUAUUAAUAUUGUUAAACAAUGGACUAGUACUACUGUGGAUUCAUUAUUUUCGUGGGUAUCAAUUUUCAUGGAUUGAGGAAAAUUUUCAAUUAAGUGGAUAUUGGAUUUCAUGGUUUUCUUGAAAUAUUCAUACAAGUCUACAGAAUAUUUAAUAUUUGUUGAACAUUAAAUUUUGUGGUUAAUCUGUUCCCAUAAAAUCCACGAAAAUUGAUAUCCAAUGAAUAAUAAUGAAUCCACAGUAUCAAAUUUGUUGACUUUACCGUAUGGUUUCUUUGUCACAAUGUUGCACAUACAAUCCUUAUGUUAUUAUUCAAAGUAAGAACUGUUUGGUCAACAAGUCAUUUACCCCUCUAGAGUUGGUUUCACAUUAAAAGUAUACUGAAUUGUUUAUGACUUAUGACCAAUCUAUUAUGUAAGUUUUUUGGUGAAACUGACUCCUGGAUUUCAGAAAAUUUUGCAUACUGUGGAUUCAUUAUUAUUCGUUGGAUACCAAUUUUCAUGGGUUUCGUUGUAACAGUAAACCACGAAUUCAAAUGUUCAACGAAUAACAUAUUUCCAAUAGGCUUUGUACAAUACAGAGAUUGGCAAAACCAAGAAAUCAAAUAUCCACGAAUAUGCAAGUUUUCAACAAUCCACGAAAAUUGAUACCCACGAAAAUAAAUGAAUCCACAGUACAAUAAUGCUUUUGAAAUUUAAAAAUGCUUUGUUUUAAUUUUGCAAAAAAUAAUCCUUGUUAAAAUCAGUGUUUAGUUUUUGCAUAUUUCUGCUUGAACUGUUACCCUGCUUUGACAGUAAGGGAUAACGUAAAGCAUAUUUUGGUGUGAACUGUAUCCCUUUGAUAUAUACUGUGUUUUUCUGUAUCCCUGCUAAAAUAUGUGUAUUAUAGAAUGAGUGAUGUAUUUAUAUGUGCCAAAAUGUGUUUGAUAAACAAGAGUAUAUUUCUUAUAAAAAUUAAAAUUAUUUAAAAAAUA
Molecule: messenger RNA, 5062 nt
Organism: Mytilus trossulus (common blue mussel)
Lineage: Eukaryota; Metazoa; Mollusca; Bivalvia; Mytilida; Mytilidae
Product: protein unc-45 homolog B-like
Exons: 21
Coding region: 151-2967 (938 amino acids)
Cellular component (GO): cytoplasm
Molecular function (GO): Hsp90 protein binding
Source: RefSeq, a predicted model, not a curated record